Molecule: messenger RNA, 3296 nt
Organism: Anneissia japonica
Lineage: Eukaryota; Metazoa; Echinodermata; Crinoidea; Comatulida; Comatulidae
Product: geranylgeranyl pyrophosphate synthase-like
Exons: 10
Coding region: 704-1591 (295 amino acids)
Biological process (GO): isoprenoid biosynthetic process
Molecular function (GO): prenyltransferase activity
Source: RefSeq, a predicted model, not a curated record
GGGAAGAACAGUGUACUAAUACUGACUGAGUAUCCAGAAUAAAGAAAGAUUUCUAUCUAUCUAUAGUUGGACCAUCCAAAAUUAAGAUACGAGGUUUGACAAUUUACAUACAGUAGUCUACUGUCAUUAGGAUAAGUUUGAUCGUCGCGAAUUCAUUUAAUUUAAUUCGAAACGUUCGAUUUUCAGCUGUUUUCCUAUUUUUUUGCACAUUUCUCUUCAUAACUUGACUUCUUCUUGUCAGAUUUUUGCUACUGUUCUUUUUUAUCCUAUUCCAAAUUUAAUAACAGUUUUAGUAAUCUUAAUUUUAAUCCAUAAGAUUGUCAAAUCUCGUCGGAAUUUUUAAUUUUUUAACCAUGGUUUUUCAAAUUUUUCCGUGUAAAACCUACGGUUUUAGCAGAAAUGUGGUGAACCGCCCAAAGUUUCCUUGUAGUAGCUCCGCUGAUAUUGGGCCGAUUUUCGGCAUUGUUGUGGCAACAUGUAGCUUUAUUUAUUAACUACAACAUAUGUAAAAAUCAAUUUGAUUGGUUAAUAAAUGACGUCAGACUUGUUAUUUUUGUAAGAAUCACUCUGUAGCAAGUCAGUUUAGAAGCCAAUGCUUAAGAAUGGCGAAUGAGUAUUCGGCCGUAUUGUCGAGCAGAAGGAGCUUAACUUUGAAUAUAAAAGGCAACUCACAACUGAAAUAAACAAAUAGUUUUUGACUGAGAUGGAAUCUGAAUUCAAUGAGGUUUUACUUGAACCAUAUAAAUAUUGUCUCAGAGUUCCAGGGAAAAGGAUUCGAAUGAAAUUAAUAAAAGCAUUUAAUCACUGGCUUUGUAUACCUGAGGACAAACUAGAAAUCAUUGCUGAUGGAACACAGAUGUUACAUAAUGCAAGUUUACUAAUUGAUGACAUAGAAGAUAAUUCUAGUCUAAGGCGAGGGCAACCUGUAGCCCAUCAUCUGUAUGGUGUGCCACACACUAUCAACACGGGAAACUACAUAUACUUUUUAGCCCUUCAAAAGAUUCUAACUUUAGAUCAUCCUAACUGUUCUAAAAUAUUUGCAGAUCGUAUGUGUGAACUCCAUGAAGGACAAGGAAUGGAUAUAUGGUGGCGAGACACCAACACUUGUCCAACAGAAGAUGCUUAUAAGAAGAUGGUGAUAAAAAAAACUGGUGGGCUGUUUAAUUUAUCUAUUGACCUCAUGCAGUUAUUUAGUCAAGAUAAAAGUGAUUUGCAUCCAGUAUCUGAAGCUAUUGGUCUCUUCUUUCAAAUCAGGGACGAUUAUGCUAAUUUGUGCUCAUUAGAAUAUUCAAAUGCUAAGACAUUUUGUGAGGAUUUGACGGAAGGGAAGUUUUCAUAUCCGAUAAUCCACGGAAUACAAAAGGAGACCGAUGGGGCCAUAAUCAGUAGUAUAUUAAGGCAAAGGACCGAGGAUGUUGAAGUGAAGAAAUUAUGUGUAAAGAGGCUGCAAGAGUUGGGCUCAUUUGAAUAUACAAGAACGAUUUUGGAGGAGCUAGAAGAAAGAGUACUUGCAGAAAUUGAAUCAUUAGGAGGCAAUCCAGACCUUACAACCUUAAUUAAACAGUUGUCUGUAGUAUACAAACAACUUUGAUCGUACGAUAAAUACUGAAUUUAUGGUGCACUGUAACUUAUUUAGUAAUCCUGAAUGCUUGUUACAUACAUUUUACAUAUCUUAGACUUACUUAUGUGGAUACUGUAUAUAAAUUCAGCCCAGAACAUUGCCUUAAAAUGUGACCAGUCUAAUUAACUAUGGAUCAAAUAUUUUGAUGCAGAAUUAAACCAUGAAUGAAUGAGUUUGGAUGCCUGCGAGAGAAGUACACUUCGCUAGCCCCCAGUACUCAAUCUGUGUUAUUACCACCUCCAAAGAAUGUUCACUGCCGUUUGUUUGUUAGCAAGAUUACGCAAAAACUAAGGAAUGGAUCAUCAUAAGAUUUUUUAAUUUUCCACUGAUAGUGGAAUGGUACAUAAUAAUCAAAGAAAUUAUAAAAGUUUGGGAAGGAAAGGUCAAAGACAAGGUCAAUGUAGUGUAAAGUUUAUUUAUAAAAGAAAAUAAUGGAAUCGUCCAUACACGGCCUGCGUAUUUGUCGGUAUUCAGGCACAGAGGGGGAGGUGUGCGUGCACUCUAUGUAGUGACUGCUCUAGUAUGUCAUUAUCAUCCUUGAUUGCAAUCAAUUGCGCAAUAUUAAUGCUUGAAUCGUUCAACAGCCCUCUAUAGGCUGUGCUGGACCGACUAGGCUUGUAUUCAGACUGCAUCUAAUCUGAUUAAUUUUAACAUUUAAAAAAAAUAUAUACAAAUUACAUAUCACAGUUCAUUUACAAACUCUACAUCCUAGGCUUUGAGCACUAACUGUAGUAAUAUUGCAGCGCUUCAAUAUUUAUAUGAAGACGGAAAUAAAUACAUUAACCAAUAAAAAGACAAUAACCAAGACUAGUGUAGCGCAAGAACCAAUCCAAAAGUGAGAAUAGGCAAGUCAUAGUGUAAACAGGACUUUAACCAAUAGGUCUUUGUGUGGUCUAGCAGUAUGGCUCUUGCCUUGAUAGCAAGAGGUUGCAGAUUCGAGUACGGUUUCUACAAGGUUGCUACGCAGCAAUCUUGAAAUGCUUGCUUUGCCUAUGCUUAUUUAUAUAGUUUUUAAGUGAAUAAUUUAGUUUUAAGCUCAACUUUUAAUAACACUGAUUUAUUUUGUACAGUUUUCUGAUAUUUCUGCCACUCCUCUGACCGACAUCAGCUACAUAGGCCUACUAUAAUUAUUAAGUUAAUCUCCCAUGGAUUUAACCAUUUAGUACUGUUCUAUAUACAACAGUACUUAGGGUAUGAUUGUGCAAAUACACUUUUUUUAGCAUUAUUAAAUCAAAUAAAUAAUUUGUUUUAUACUUUUUAUGGCAAUAUCAUGGACCUAACAGAUUAUUAAAAUAGAUCCCAUAUAGGAAAUAAGGUGUUUUGUCAUUACUAAUAGCUUAAAUGUAAUAUGUAGUAGCCUUAUGGGAAAAAUUAUGCUUCCUUGUUUAGUAAUUUAUUGGUCAAUUCACAUUUUAACGAGAUAGAGAAAAUGUAUUAAUUGUUAUAUUAAUUUUCUGUUUGAAUUUAUAAUCUAUCAUUUUAAAUCCAAAGAUAUAUUACUUAUAGAUUUAAAUGGUGCUAUUCAUCUAAUCUGGAAAAAUAAAUACAGUAAAUGGCAGCAGACAUAUUUCUUCCAUGUACUUUAUUUUCUUCUCCAACAUUACUGUUAUGAAAUAUGAAUAACACAGUGACAAGAAGGAGGCGGCAUCAGAAUAAAACACAUAUUUCCUUAAAA